This is a messenger RNA of Zea mays, 932 nucleotides long. Its product is annotated as polyubiquitin. NCBI's taxonomy places the organism in Eukaryota, Viridiplantae, Streptophyta, Magnoliopsida, Poales, Poaceae. Bases 103 to 771 code for a protein of 222 amino acids. The record is from RefSeq and is a predicted model, not a curated record. The transcript is spliced from 2 exons. Gene Ontology annotation, molecular function: protein binding.
AAGUCAUCGCCCGUCCACUUCAAUUUCCAUCUCUCUGGGCACUCCGGCGGAACGAAGAACGCCCACGGAUCCGAGGAACAAGCCGUCUUUGUGGGCUUUAGAAUGCAGAUCUUCGUGAGGAGCCCCAGCGGCAAGAUGAUUUGCCUCAGGGUCCAACCUGACGAUACCUUGCAUACAGUUAAGAAAAAGAUUUUAGAAAAAUACCACCUUGUCUUUGAAGGAGUGCAGAUGGAGGAUAACCUCACACUGGCUGAUUAUAACAUCCAGCAUCAAUCCACGCUUGACCUCCAAGAAAAGAUGCAAAUCUAUGUGAAGGAGACGCUAAAAGGCCUAACCAUCACUCUUGAUGUUGAUAGCUUAGAUACUAUUGACAUCAUAAAGGACAAGAUUGAAUACAACGAGGGAUUUCCCAAGGGUCGGCAAUGCCUCAUCUUUGGCGACGAACAGCUAGAGGGCAAGUACACCUUGGCGGACUACAACAUUUGCAACGAGUCCACGCUUCUCCUUGUCAUCCACCCAUGUACAAGUACAAGUGACGCAAUGCAGAUCUUUGUGAAGAUGCAAAACGGAAAGACCACCACUGUUAGGGUCGACAGCUCAGAUACCGUCAACAGUAUCACGGUGAAGAUCUAUGAAAUGGAGGGCAUCCCACCCCUAGAACAGCGCAUCAUCUUUCGCGGCAGGCGUCUUGAGGGCAGACGCACCCUGGCGGACUACGGCAUCCAGAAGGAGGAAACCCUCCAUCUGAUGCUUUGCCUUUGUGGCUGGUGAUGAGACUGAUGCCAUGCAUGCAUGCAUGGUCAUUCAAUAUUACUACUAGUGGUUUGUUAUCAGUAAAAAGUAUCAUUAAUUAUAGGGAUGCCGUGUCAUUUAGCUAAAGGUCUUUCUUACCAGGAGAGUUCUGUCAUCAGUAAAAGUUUUUAUUGUGGUAC